Messenger RNA from Lotus japonicus, 945 nucleotides. RefSeq lists its product as uncharacterized. The transcript has 3 exons. NCBI's taxonomy places the organism in Eukaryota, Viridiplantae, Streptophyta, Magnoliopsida, Fabales, Fabaceae. Bases 219 to 584 code for a protein of 121 amino acids. The record is from RefSeq and is a predicted model, not a curated record.
AUUUCAAUUUGCACCAAAGACCCUCUCUCUCACACACGCACUCACUACUCAGCCCUCAGUCCUCACCCUCUUUCUCUCACCCUAGGUCAAGCACACACACGCACCAGUGCACCACCGGCCACCACCACGCCACCACCAGUUCACCACGCACCCUGCGCCGCGCCUCUGCCUCUCUUUCUCGUCUUCUCCAGAUCUCGUUGUCUAACCCUUUCUUUUUCAUGAAUCUUCAGUCACUCACGCCAUUUCUACCUCGCAGUAGACAGGCUUCAAGUCAAAUUGGUAUUUUCUUAUUCAAUUCUUCAAUUCGUGAACCUGAAACUGUGUUUGCUGAAAACAGUUGCGUAAUUUCAUUGCAACAAACGCUGGUUGAUCUUCUCGAUUUGGUGGGUCGACGAAUUUUAGUUGGUCCCGUUCUCCCCUUCAUUUCCUCUUUUGCAUUGUACAUUGACCUUGCUGAAGGUGAACGCGCUUCAUUUUUAGAGAAAUUCUGGCAAGUCACAGCGAAGUGGAACCAGAUUAAUCAUGCUGGAGCAGGGUAUGAGGAUGAUGAUGAUGAGGCAAUUCAUGUGCUUCUCUGCCAAUGAUCAUGUUUCUCUGCACUGGUAUUUGCAUAUCUUGCUGUGGUUAUGAAGCUGUGAUAUUUGCUAUUUCCUACUGGUUGUGAUCCUUGCUGAUUGGUAUACUGAAGCCUGGCUCGUGGCUUUCUAUAAUGGAGUGGAAUUGGUUGAAUGCUGUACUCUUUUGAAUGCUAUGCCCCCAUAAUUAUUUUCUUUUUCUGCUACUUGUAAUGCUUUCUGUUCUGUAACUGUUUCUUUUCAUUUUGCUGACCUUGUGAUCCUUUGUGUGGAUCUUUGGUGUUUCGUCUUGUACUGGUUCUUUGAGCUAUCUUUUUGCUCUUGGUUACCUUUCCUUAUCAAUAAAGAUUUUGCUUUCAGAAACAAAAAA